AUGCAUUUUCCUAUAUUCUCUGCAACGUGUAGUGACUACUGGCACCCGAUGAGACCGCAGGAUCUCGUUGUCAGCGAAAAAUGUUCCGUUAAGCUCACGGACGAAAACUUUAAAUCCGUAAUCGAGUCGAAUGAUUAUGUAUUUGUCUUCUUCUACUCGGCUACAUGCCCUGCUUGCAGACGUUUCGACCCGAUUUGGGAAGAAACUUCGUGUGAGUAUGACGGGAAGAAGGUGGUUUUUGCCCAUCUCGAAGGAAACGAAAACCAGGGAAUCAUCAACGCUUAUCGGGUCAGCCACACUCCUACUCUCGCUCUGUUCCACAGGGACAUGGCCACCCCCAUCAAGUUCAACGGUCGUCAAUACAAGGAAUCCCUCCUUUUCUUCGUUAAGCAACAAUCUGGAGACCCCAACCCCGGUUCUCCUGCUGCUCAUUUCACCGAUGCUUUAGAAGCGCUUCGCUUCUCUUUCUGGCGCGGCACCGUCGAUAACCACCUCGAGCCCUCGCUGAACGGCUUCUUCCCGACCACGGAUUCCGCGGAAUAUCGCGCAUUUACCCAGGCCGUCAUUGCGCUGGACGGAUUGGUUCGUUGCGCCGAGAUCAUCAGCGAUACGAUCCAGGAGGAGUACAAUCUUCCCGCGGGGGAGCCUGCGAUCGUGCUUUACCGCGAUUAUGACGAGCGAAAAUCGGUGUACGAGGGACCGUGGGACGCGAAGGCAAUCGAGGAAUGGGCGAGAAUCCGAGAGCAUCCGUCGGUUGGGUUCGCCGACGAGCAGCAUCUGAUGCAAUACCAUCGGAAGGAAGGCAUUCUGGUACACAUGCUGGUGGACAAGGAAUCGGUGGGAGGAGAUUGGAAUGCGUUCCAGGAUUUUGUGUUCCAGGAGAUGGCAGUGCCGAUUUUCUCGAAUGGGAUCAUGAAGCGAGGCACGUUUACGAUCAUUUUUUCGGAUGGAGAGGAGAAUAAGAAAUGGUUGAAGACAAUGGCGCCGAGGGGGGACUCGCUGCCCGUGGCGUUGCUGAUUGACUUUAAGACGAAAUAUCAGUACCAGCCACGAAAACCUUUAUCGAUGGACACCAUUGCGUCGGAUAUUGUGGCAUUUGUGAACGACUACUCGCUGGGACUUGCAACUCCGCUAGAGGAUGAGUUGUGA
Molecule: messenger RNA, 1149 nt
Organism: Blastocystis hominis
Lineage: Eukaryota; Bigyra; Opalinata; Blastocystidae
Exons: 11
Coding region: 1-1149 (382 amino acids)
Biological process (GO): response to endoplasmic reticulum stress; protein folding
Cellular component (GO): endoplasmic reticulum
Molecular function (GO): protein disulfide isomerase activity
Source: RefSeq, a predicted model, not a curated record